AUGUCAUCUUUGAGUUAUACAGAGAUGGUUGGGAUGGAGAUCAAAGUCGUCACAACUCUUGAUGAAGAGCAUAAAGGGAGAAUCUACACAAUUGACGAAGAUGCAAAUGUAGUCAUACUUUAUCGAGGAAAUGAGAAUUCAAGAGAUUAUGUUUUUUUGAAUGCAGACUAUAUCAAAGAUAUCGUUAUACUUGACCAGGAACGUCAUAAAAUCGACACAGAGAUACCUUAUAUCGAUGUCACUAAAUACCUUGAAGAGCUUGAUAAGCAAAUGCAAAAAGAGUCCCAAAGCUUAGAACAAAUAAAUAGUUUGGCAAGUCCUGAAGGCCAGCUUAUUUUCAAUGAAAUUUCCAGAACAUAUAAAUGUGACUGGAAUGGGCUCAAUAUAUAUUUGGUCGACCUAGACGUCGAAAUUAGUCCUCCUUAUUCCAAUGACCAGAACGUCACAGGAAACCCAAGUGCGACUACAAGAAUUUCAAACGUCUUAAUGCAAACCCGAAGGAAGCUAAACCUAGACUAA
Messenger RNA from Blepharisma stoltei, 519 nucleotides. The record is from the annotation of a GenBank genome assembly. Lineage: Eukaryota; Ciliophora; Heterotrichea; Heterotrichida; Blepharismidae.